Messenger RNA from Actinia tenebrosa (Australian red waratah sea anemone), 1516 nucleotides. RefSeq lists its product as uncharacterized. Gene Ontology annotation, cellular component: U2-type catalytic step 2 spliceosome; Prp19 complex; U2-type catalytic step 1 spliceosome. Gene Ontology annotation, molecular function: U6 snRNA binding; metal ion binding; pre-mRNA binding. NCBI's taxonomy places the organism in Eukaryota, Metazoa, Cnidaria, Anthozoa, Actiniaria, Actiniidae. The record is from RefSeq and is a predicted model, not a curated record.
UUAUUGCGAACGAGAACAAAAUGGCGGACGAACUGCGUAUAAUAUUUUGACGUUUUUUAUUGCUUAGCAAUGGUCAAAGCAAGGAAACAAAUAGUCAAACCAGUAGGUCCACAGAAAUCAGAUUCUAAGCCGAAACAAGAUUAUAAUAUUUGGUAUAAUAAGUACUCAGGCAGUCGACACAAACCAGGAGAAGAAAGAACCAAGGCAACGACUCGCUGUCAUGCAUCAACAGAUGCUGGAGAAACUAGGGGUUCCCAUAGAGAUGACGCUGGUAUUUGCUUGAAUUUUGCUCGUGGAUGUUGUCCACUGGGAUACGAUUGUUCAUGGAAGCAUGUUAUACCGAAGGGAGAUAGUGAAGGUACCAUGAGGGACUGUUUUGGGAGAGAACGUCAUGAGAACGUUAGAGAUGAUCAGAGUGGAGUAGGAUCGUUUAUGGCGGAUGAUGAGACAUCUAGGACCUUAUAUAUAGGGGGUGUUAUGCGAUCUCCUGAUAUGCAGGCCGUUGUGUACAAGCACUUCAGCGAAUGGGGUGAUAUCCAGAAUGUUAGAGUCCUUGAGAACAAAGGCGUUGCUUUCGUACGAUACAACAACCGAGCUAAUGCAGAAUUUGCAAUGGAAGCUAUGCAGGGACAAUCACUGGAUAAUGAUGAAGUGUUAAACGUUCGUUGGGCUACAGACGACCCAAAUCCCUGGACACAGAAGCGAAAGGAAGCCAUUGCGAAAAGAAAAUUACUGGAUGCUGCAGUAGAUUCUGGGAAAAUCAUCCCAGAUUUACCUUCUAAGAGAAAACCACCAACCGACAUCAGCGAAGCUACUGGGUAUUAUCCAAACACUGAUCACCUUUAUGUACAAGGUGGAAUGCCUGAUCAAUAUAACCCCCCACCCUCCCCACCCAAGACACUCUCUGAUCUGGUUGCUUGGUCUCGGAAGCAGGCUGCAGAUCAGAGUAAGGAAACAAAUACACUGAAGAAGAUCAAUCUGGCAAAAGAAGAGACAAGAAACAUUCAGUCUUUAGUGUGUGAUUAUGGAUCGUCAUCUGAUGAGGAAGACUGAACACGAAUGCAGUGGGAAAAUGGACAACUGCAACAGGCUGCAGAACCAGGGAACUUCUAUUCAUGCAUCCCUUUUCUCUCCAACUUUAAUAUUCCCCUGCCCCUCUCCUAAUGAAGGUUAUCAAGUACAGCCCGAGGGGGCAGGAGAAGUUAAUACCUUGUUUUUAAGUCUCUCAACUAAGUUGGAUUGGCUUCAAAUAGCUAGACAAACUCUCUUAUUUGUCAGUCAUUCAAUUGCAGUUUGCUCAAUAAAAGCUAAAUGUAAAUUAUUUUGGUAACAUUGAUGGCAUUGCUAAAGUAGCAUUUCUGAUGUUCCAUGGUAAAGAAGCAUGAACAACUAGGUGUAUAACACACAACUAUAAUAGACAAUACUUUAUUUUUUAGAUAAAUUUCUUGGAGUAUGAUUUUAUUAGUAUAUGGACAUUAUGAAUGGUAAAUGGUAAAAAAAUAAAAGUAUAGAAUGA